This is a messenger RNA of Ilyonectria robusta, 597 nucleotides long. RefSeq names its product OPT oligopeptide transporter protein-domain-containing protein. Gene Ontology annotation, molecular function: oligopeptide transmembrane transporter activity. Gene Ontology annotation, biological process: transmembrane transport. The coding region runs from base 1 to 597 and encodes 198 amino acids. The record is from RefSeq and is a predicted model, not a curated record. NCBI's taxonomy places the organism in Eukaryota, Fungi, Ascomycota, Sordariomycetes, Hypocreales, Nectriaceae. The transcript is spliced from 2 exons.
AUGAAUACCUUGCUGGAGACACUCCAUCGCGACCGCAGGGAAACAAGGAACCGCCUCCGCUUCUUUUGGUGGAUCCUUAUUGCCGCCUUCGUCUGGGAGGUCCUACCCGAGUACGUCAUGCCGAUUCUGACCGGUAUCAGCAUCUUUUGCUUGGCGAAGCAGGAUAGUAUGGUCUUCACCAAUAUCUUUGGCGGAUCUAACGGCAAUAAAGGACUUGGAAUACUGUUGCUAGGGUUGGAUUGGCAGUUUAUCUCCAGCAAGCCGUUGUGGACGCCGCUCGCGACCUUGACAAACAGCCUGGCUGGGUAUAUUAUCUGCAUCUUUCUAUUCCUCGGCGUCUACUACAGGAAUACGGAAAUCCUCAAUAACGAGAAUAUGCUGCAGCCGUCUGCACUGGAAACCGAGGGUAUUUCUUUCUUUGCGGGGACUUAUGCUAUGUUCCUCUUUACGACCAACCUUGCUAUUACUGCAACCGUUAGUCAUCUCUUGCUCUGGAACUGGAAUGAUCUUAAGACUGGGUACUCGUUCCUCUCAUCCAGUAGCCUUCGGCAGCUGCUCUCGCCACGGUCAUGGAACCUGAGAUUCUGGCAAUCUUGA